Molecule: messenger RNA, 1188 nt
Organism: Orycteropus afer afer
Lineage: Eukaryota; Metazoa; Chordata; Mammalia; Tubulidentata; Orycteropodidae
Gene: CCNE1
Product: cyclin E1
Biological process (GO): G1/S transition of mitotic cell cycle; regulation of cyclin-dependent protein serine/threonine kinase activity
Cellular component (GO): centrosome; nucleus; cytoplasm
Molecular function (GO): cyclin-dependent protein serine/threonine kinase regulator activity
Source: RefSeq, a predicted model, not a curated record
AUGAAAGAGGAAGGCAGCGCCGAUUUCUCCGUUCGCUCCAGAAAAAGGAAAGCAAAUGUGGCCGUUUUUUUGCAGGAUCCAGAUGAAGAAAUUGCCAAAAUUGAGAGGACUGUGAGAAGCCACUGUUGCAGUCAGUCUUUGGACAGUAAUACAGUCUGUGAAAACCCCUAUUCCCUGAUUCCCACACCUGACAAAGAAGAGGAUGAGCUGGUAUACCCAAAUUCCACCUGUGAACCUCAGAGUUUCGCACCAUCAAGAACCUCACCACUGCCGGUACUGAACUGGGCAAAUAAAGAGGAGGUUUGGAAAAUUAUGUUAAACAAAGAAAAGACGUACUUGAGGGAUAAGCACUUUAUGCAGCGGCAUCCUCUUCUGCAACCUAAAAUGCGAGCAAUUCUUCUGGAUUGGUUAAUGGAGGUGUGUGAAGUGUAUAAACUUCACAGGGAGACAUUUUACUUGGCACAAGAUUUCUUUGAUCGGUAUAUGGCAACCCAACAAAAUGUUGUAAAAACACUUCUACAGCUUAUUGGAAUUUCAUCUUUAUUUAUUGCUGCCAAACUUGAGGAAAUCUAUCCUCCAAAGUUGCACCAGUUUGCUUAUGUUACAGAUGGAGCUUGUACAGGAGAUGACAUUCUUAACAUGGAAUUAGUCAUUAUGAAGGCCCUAAAGUGGCAUUUAAGUCCCCUGACAGUUGUGUCCUGGCUGAAUGUGUACAUGCAAGUUGCAUAUCUAAAUGACUUAUAUGAAGUGCUAUUGCCACAGUAUCCCCAGCAAAUCUUCAUACAGAUUGCAGAACUUUUAGAUCUCUGUGUCCUGGAUGUUGGCUGCUUAGAAUUUUCUUACGGUGUGCUUGCUGCUUCUGCCUUAUAUCAUUUCUCAUCAUCUGAAUUGAUGCAAAAGGUUUCUGGGUACCAGUGGUAUGAUAUAGAGAAGUGUGUCAAGUGGAUGGUUCCAUUUGCCAUGGUUAUAAGGGAGACAGGAAGUUCAAAACUUAAGCACUUCGGAGGGGUUCCCGCUGAAGAUGCACACAACAUACAGACUCAUAUAAACAGCUUGGAUUUGCUGGACAAAGCCCAAGCAAAGAAAGCCAUAUUAUCUGAACAAAGUAGGAUUUCUCCUCUCCCCAGUGGGGUCCUCACCCCUCCACAGAGCAGUAAGAAGCAGAGCAGUGGGCAAGAAACAGUGUGA